AUGACUAAAGCGUUUUGGAUAACCUUUGCAGUGUUCUCGCCAUGCCACAGCCCUAUGGUGGUAUUUAUAAUUUUUUUAUGUGUUUUAUCAAUUUUUAGGCACAUAUUUUAUUUCAUUAAAACAGGGAGUUUACAAUGCGUCCAGAUUAAGGCAUUUCCCUUGUUACAAAAUGUGCAAGAGAAGAUGGCUCAUGAUCGAGUUCAUAGCUGUCACUAAUCUUGCACAAUCAGAUUCCAUAAUCAUCUUUUCAAAGGAGAGUUCACAAGCCCAUUGCAAAGCUUUGCGCAAACAGCAUGCCUCUGAAAUCUUCUUGCACAUGGGCCCCUAACCUUGGCAAGCCAUGGUUGCCACCACUUCCCCUAAGCUCUUCCUUGCAAUGGCUCCCAUGCCAUAAGCUCGUUGAUGAGUUGAAAUUGCCCCAUCGAUAUUUAUCUUCACAUGAUCUCCACUUGGAGGAGUCCAUCUCGUUUCCAUCCUUUGGGAUGCCGAAGGUCUUCUACUCUGUAAGGCCAUUGCUCGAUUUUCCAACAGAGCACACAGAAGAGUUCAAGCUAUUCCUUUUGCAAAAGAUCCAUCAUACAGUCAAGGAAAGAAGCUGUAAUUGCACCAAACCAGAAGCCCUUGUUCAGUCCGCGUCUGCACUCCGGAUUGACCUGCAAAGCCCUGAGGUGGAACUCAGGGUAGACACUUCAAUGCUUAAGUCAAUAAUAAUCGGGGUUACCUUUAGAGCAGAGAUAAUAGGAGCUUAGGGUUGGUUUUAAUUACCUUUUUGAUGUGGCCCCUAGGGGGUAUUUAUAGGCUUCAGUGAGGAACCCACGUGGCAUGCCAAGCAAGAUAGUCGGAGCCUGACGUGUAUCCAAAUGGUUAUUUCGGGACCGAGAAUUUGAGAGAUAUUCAAAUGCAAGGAUGCCUAUCAUAGCUACUGUGCAUCUCAUUAUAAAGAAUCAGGUGCGGGCAUGCUUACUGUUGUUGUCAAUGUAGUUAUUUGAGCAGGAAUCUUUGGAUUUAUCCUUCACUUCAGUCAUAAAGGAAUUACUGUCAU
Messenger RNA from Rubroshorea leprosula, 1042 nucleotides. The record is from the annotation of a GenBank genome assembly. Lineage: Eukaryota; Viridiplantae; Streptophyta; Magnoliopsida; Malvales; Dipterocarpaceae.